UUUUUUUUUUUUUUUUUUAGUUUAUUUCCAAGGAGAGGAAGUUGUGGUUAGAGAUUCUUAAUAGAUAUUUCCAAAAUAUAUAUUCAACACACAACAAGAACCUCUCAAGUAAAGCUUCUCAAUAUAAGUAGCAAUCUAAAUAGCCACGUCUACUCUCUACCCCAACCAGAUCUUUUAAGUGGUAACUAAUUUCCCACAUAUGUGUGGUUCUUGUUAUAUAUAUAAUUAUAUAUACUCUUAAUACAAUCAUCUAAUAACAAAUUAAGAAACUAAACCAUAAUGGGACUUAGAACUUUGCCUUUAUCAUCUUCUCAAAAUGGGCUCUUUCAACAGUCAUUAGCUCCUCAAACCAUGAUUAGCCUUAAUUAUAGAGAAACUUAUAGAUUUAGAGUAGUCUCGGCGAGAAAGGAAGACGAGGAGCCAAAGAAGAAGAAGCAAUCGUUGUUUACAAGUGUGACUGAUGCUUUGGAUUUUGCUCAAGUUAGAUCAGCUGAGGAUGCUCAGCUUCUUGAAGAUGCUAGACAAGUCACUCAGUCUGGCAGCCGGAUGAGCCGCGAACAGUAUGGAGCUCUUCGAAGGAAAAUUGGGGGAACAUACAAGGAUUUCUUCAAGUCAUACGUUGAAGUGGAUGGGCAGUAUGUGGAAGAAGGAUGGGUUGACAAAACCUGUAAAGUAUGCAAGAAAGAUACAGCAGGUGAAGCAAGACAAAAAGACAAGCUUGGUAGAUAUGUUCAUGUUGCAUGUUUAGAGAAAAAGAGUUCGGGCAAUUUUUUCACUAAUCUCUUCUUUAGAUGAUCAAAGGAGCUUCUAAUAUUCAGCUCCAUACAAUUUUCAAUUUUGUUUUAGAUUAUACCAUAGCAAUGUAUAUUUUUUAUGUAAUUUCGUACCCAUUAAUGUGGCUAUCAAUUUUGACUGAUAAAUUGGUUAUGAAGGAUAGAUUCAAGUGUUAAUCGAAAUUAAUUAGUUGAUCGUUAAUCUACACCAUAGAUAUAUCAAAGAAUGUCCUCUCACACAAGUGCCGUGGAUAUAUAGGUUAGACUUUUUUCUUGUAUGGAUGAAUGAUUUGGAUUUUGUAUUAUACUCGCUCUGUUUCCAUUUGAUA
Molecule: messenger RNA, 1102 nt
Organism: Amaranthus tricolor (Joseph's coat)
Lineage: Eukaryota; Viridiplantae; Streptophyta; Magnoliopsida; Caryophyllales; Amaranthaceae
Exons: 3
Coding region: 280-795 (171 amino acids)
Biological process (GO): positive regulation of DNA-templated transcription; chloroplast organization
Source: RefSeq, a predicted model, not a curated record